Molecule: messenger RNA, 444 nt
Organism: Arachis stenosperma
Lineage: Eukaryota; Viridiplantae; Streptophyta; Magnoliopsida; Fabales; Fabaceae
Exons: 3
Coding region: 1-444 (147 amino acids)
Source: RefSeq, a predicted model, not a curated record
AUGGAAACAGACAAGUUAAGAUGGGUUCGACAAAGACAAAAGGAACUUCGAGCUGAACUGUAUCAAGGCUUACAAGAUGCUUUGCACACAGGAGAGAAUAAUGCUGAAAAUGUUGGCAGAAGAACGAUAUUACCAUCGUCAUUCGUGGGUAGUCAUCGAGACAUGACUCAACGGUACGAGGAUGAAAUGGCUAUUGUUCUUAAAGAAGAGAUAUGUAGCAGUAUCAAGAGCAUAAAAUAUCUAUACAAGUAUUGCUAUAAGGGACCAGACCAUGUGGCAAUGGAGGUUCACAGAAGUUCUCAUUAUGAUGAGGUGAAACAGUUUAUUGAUGCAAGAUGGAUUGCCGCUUCAGAAGCAUGCUGGAGGAUAUUUAGAUUCAACCUUUACCGAAUGUACCAUCAGUUGAAAGGUUGCAAGUUCAUUUGCCAAAUCAACAUCAAGUGA